AUGUCAGGUCGCAAAGAUGGGGCUGAUUCCUCCAGCGACUCUGCGGCGGAAGACAGAAAGAGGUCAAGAGAAGAGCUCGUGGCCCUGAGGACGCAAGUUAGCUCGCUGGCGGAUCAGAUGAGCCAGAUAAUUUCGCUAGUGGAAGAUACCAUGAAGGCAAGCAAGAAGGAGGAGCCAGCUGGCACCAUGGAGGAUGCCGCUGAUCGCGGCGAUGCUAGGGAGNACCGGAGCGAGCAAGUACAGCUCGCAUUCCACGCGUGGAACUUCCUGUCUCACGCGUUGAAAGAAAAAGAUCGGAAAAUCAUGAAGAGGGCAGAGACGCCCCAGGGAGCUCCUCGGGGAAGGAAAAGGGGCGAAGGGCGCAGAGCAAGCGAACUGAACAAGGCCAGGGGGUGUGGUACCGUUGGUGAACUAGGUCUAGUGGGCGUUGUGGAACAAGGCCAGGCGGUGUACGUGGCCGACACAGCGGCCGCGUGCGCCAUGUUCCGAUGCGCAGACAACUUCGUGAACUACCGUGAGCGUAGCGGUUGGGUGAAGGGGAUCGGAGGCGACAAGGCCCCCAUUCCUCUUCUAGGAUACGGAGAUGUGACCUUAGUCCUACAGACGGAAGAUGGCGGAGUACCUGUACCGGUACUGAAUGCUGCCCAUGUACCAGAGGCCCCCUACAAACUCCUCUCGCAGUCUUCGUUGGCGGAGGAGGGCCACACGUAUUCGGGGAUGAAGGGGGGCCCCACGCUGACCACGAAAGCCGGGGGGGACGUGUGGUUCCCCCGGACUGAAAAGCUGCUGACCCAACGAGGCUAUCAAAUAAAGCCAACGCUACACACUGUCUGUGCCGCACUCAUUGUUCCUGGCGAUGCGAAAGCAGCCAACCCCACUNCUAGGUCUAGUGGGCGUUGUGGAACAAGGCCAGGCGGUGGGAUCGGAGGCGACAAGGCCCCCAUUCCUCUUCUAGGAUACGGAGAUGUGACCUUAGUCCUACAGACGGAAGAUGGCGGAGUACCUGUACCGGUACUGAAUGCUGCCCAUGUACCAGAGGCCCCCUACAAACUCCUCUCGCAGUCUUCGUUGGCGGAGGAGGGCCACACGUAUUCGGGGAUGAAGGGGGGCAUCACGCUGACCACGAAAGCCGGGGGGGAGGUGUGGUUCCCUCGGACUGGAAAGCUGCUGACCCAACGAGGCUAUCAAAUAAAGCCAACGCUACACACCGCCUGUGCCGCACUCAUUGUUCCUGGCGAUGCGAAAGCAGCCAACCCCACUGACCUCAACGAGUACCACCUCGCGCACGGCCAUGCCCACGAGACAUUGCUCAGGAUCACGGCGGAGCAGCAGGGAGUGCAGCUGACGGAUGGACCGCUGCUACCCUGUCUUGGCUGUUCGAUGUCCAAGGGACAGGUGAAACCCGUCCAGAAGAGCACGAGCAGUCGCGCAGUUACGAAGAUAUUUCGCGUGUAUCUCGACUUGGGGGGAAAGAUGAAAACCAGGAGCAUUGGUGGCAACUGGUACACACUGAUCAUCAGAGACGAUUUCUCCCGUUGGACGCGUGUUUUCUUCUUGAAACACAAGUCUGACGCAGCGGUUGGGUUUGAGAAGUUCCUGGCGGACUACCGAACGGAAGGUGUCCCGUGUAAGGUAUAUAUCGCACGUACCGACGGUGGCGGCGAGUUCCAGGGGCAGUUUGCGGAAGUUUGCCGCAGACACGGCAUCAAACAAGAGUUGACCCCCCCUCACACCCCAAUAUACAAGGAUGUAGCGGAGAGAGCGCUAGGGUUGAUCACUGAUGCCGCGCUUGCGUCACGCAUCCAAGCGACGCAACUGUUCCCCGACGCACCGAACCACCCCGGGUUGUGGGCCGAGGCCAUUUCGUGUGCAUGCCAUCAGCUGAAGUGCAUUGCCACUAAAUCAAACGAGGGAGACAAAUCCGCGUACGAGACGUUCCACAACUCCCCACCGCCUGUCGGGUCUACAUACCCGUUUCUCAAACCAGCCGUGUUUGCGUGCUCUGCCGCAAUAUAUAUUCUUCGUAGCUUUAUCCCUUCAAGCGCUGUCAUCGAGAUGUCGAUGUUCCGUCUCGUGACCGUUCGCAUUCUUCAUCUCAAUGAUGAUGUGGGGGAUUGA
Ectocarpus sp. CCAP 1310/34 is the source of this 2118-nucleotide messenger RNA. The record is from the annotation of a GenBank genome assembly. NCBI's taxonomy places the organism in Eukaryota, Phaeophyceae, Ectocarpales, Ectocarpaceae.